UGCAGCCGUCCGGGAGGAGGGCGGUGACGAGUUUGAAGGGGGGCACCAGGACCCGCCGGGAUGCCGCGUCCCGGGCGUCCCGGCCUAACGCGCACUCGCCGGUCCUCUUCCCCGCCCGUGCAGGUGCCGCCGCCGGACGGGACUCUAAGAUGAAGUUAUGGGAUGUCGUGGCUGUCUGCCUGGUGCUGCUCCACACCGCGUCCGCCUUCCCGCUGCCCGCCGGUAAGAGGCCUCCCGAGGCGCCCGCCGAAGACCGCUCCCUCGGCCGCCGCCGCGCGCCCUUCGCGCUGAGCAGUGACUCAAAUAUGCCAGAGGAUUAUCCUGAUCAGUUUGACGACGUCAUGGAUUUUAUUCAAGCUACCAUCAGAAGACUGAAAAGGUCACCCGAGAAACAAAUGGCCUUGCCGCCUAGAAGAGAGCGGAAUCGGCAGGCGGCGGCCGCCAACCCGGAGAAUUCCAGAGGGAAAGGUCGGCGAGGCCAGAGGGGCAGAAAUCGGGGUUGUGUCUUAACUGCGAUACAUUUAAACGUCACCGACCUGGGUUUGGGCUACGAAACCAAGGAGGAACUGAUUUUUAGGUACUGCAGCGGCUCCUGUGAUGCAGCUGAGACAAUGUACGACAAAAUAUUAAAAAACUUAUCCAAAAACAGAAGGCUGGUGAGUGACAAAGUCGGGCAGGCAUGCUGCAGACCCAUCGCCUAUGACGACGACCUGUCGUUUUUAGAUGACAACCUGGUUUACCAUAUUCUAAGAAAGCAUUCCGCUAAAAGGUGUGGAUGUAUCUGACUCGGGCUCCAGAGACCGCUGUGUAUUGCAUUCCUGCUACAGUGCAAAGAAAGGGACCAAGGUUCCCAGGAAAUGUUUGCCCAGAACGGAAGAUGAGGACCAAGGAGGCAGAGGAGGAGGAGGAGGAGGAGGAGGAGGAGAAAGGAGGAGGAG
Panthera uncia (snow leopard) is the source of this 938-nucleotide messenger RNA. It is a transcript of the gene GDNF, whose product is annotated as glial cell derived neurotrophic factor. The record is from RefSeq and is a predicted model, not a curated record. Gene Ontology annotation, molecular function: receptor tyrosine kinase binding; glial cell-derived neurotrophic factor receptor binding; growth factor activity. Gene Ontology annotation, biological process: negative regulation of neuron apoptotic process; peripheral nervous system development; positive regulation of branching involved in ureteric bud morphogenesis. The coding region runs from base 150 to 785 and encodes 211 amino acids. NCBI's taxonomy places the organism in Eukaryota, Metazoa, Chordata, Mammalia, Carnivora, Felidae. The transcript has 2 exons.